This is a messenger RNA of Suillus bovinus, 1008 nucleotides long. Its product is annotated as Mak16 protein. The record is from RefSeq and is a predicted model, not a curated record. Lineage: Eukaryota; Fungi; Basidiomycota; Agaricomycetes; Boletales; Suillaceae. The transcript is spliced from 6 exons. The coding region runs from base 1 to 1008 and encodes 335 amino acids. Gene Ontology annotation, cellular component: preribosome, large subunit precursor; nucleolus. Gene Ontology annotation, biological process: maturation of 5.8S rRNA; maturation of LSU-rRNA.
AUGCAGAGCGACGACGUGAUAUGGUCUGUAAUCGGCCAUGAAUUCUGCUCGUAUAAAGUCAAGACUGUCACUCAGAAUUUCUGCCGGAAUGAGUACAAUGUCACCGGUUUGUGUACACGGCAGUCAUGUCCACUUGCGAACUCGCGGUAUGCGACGGUGAGGGAGAAUGAAGGUGUGCUGUAUCUGUAUAUGAAAACGAUUGAGCGAGCACAUACACCUGCUAAUAUGUGGGAGAAGAUUGAGUUAUCAAAAGACUAUUCCAAGGCACUAGAGCAGAUCGAUAAAGAGCUCAAGUAUUGGCCAAACUUCACUAUUCACAAAUGCAAACAGCGUGUUACGAAGAUAACUCAGUAUCUCAUCAAAAUGCGUCGAAUAAAACUACGGCAGGAGCCAAAGCUCGUGGGCGUGAAAAAGAAGCUAGAUAGACGCGAAGCUACACGGGAACGCAAGGCUCUCUCUGCUGCCCACCUUGAAAAAUCCAUCGAAAAGGAGUUGAUCGAGCGGCUCAAAUCAAAAGCGUACGGCGAUGCGCCACUCAACGUCAACGAAAGUGUCUGGCAAACAAUUCUUGACCGAGAAAAGAGUGGAAAGGAGAAGGAAUUGAAUGCUGAUGCUCAAUUCGAUAUGGAAGAUGAUGAGACGGACGGGGAGGAGGAAGAGGAGGAAAUGGAGGAAGACUGGGAUGCCGAAGGAGGCGAGUUUGUCAGUGAUUUUAGUGGAGAUGAAGAUGGCGAUUUGGAUGAUGGACUAAGCGAUCUGGAAGAUGUGGUAGAUGGAGGACUAGGCGCAGAGGAGAGUGGGGAUGACCAAUCAGACGAUGACAGUUCACCAGAAGAUCAACCACCGUCCAAAACUGUCCUUGGAAAGCGGAAAACCAAGCCAACAGCAAGAGCGCCCCCAAGAAAGAAAUUGGACAAGCCCGGGAGAAGAGGUCCGAGGGUGGAAGUGGAAAUCGAGCAAGAAAUGGAGAGCGUACUGCUCACAAGGUCCGCAUUGGCCAAUUGGUAA